Theobroma umbraticum is the source of this 921-nucleotide messenger RNA. Its product is annotated as Maf-like protein. Gene Ontology annotation, molecular function: nucleoside triphosphate diphosphatase activity. The record is from RefSeq and is a predicted model, not a curated record. NCBI's taxonomy places the organism in Eukaryota, Viridiplantae, Streptophyta, Magnoliopsida, Malvales, Malvaceae.
CGCGCACCACCACGCCGUCUCGUCAUUUCCUUCUCUGAACCCUGUUCCUCGCUCGACCUUUGCGAAGACAAAACUGAAAGACAAAAAUGGAAGACAAAACUUCUCUGUUUAAGGUCAUAUUGGGGUCAUCUUCCAUAGCUCGUCGUAAAAUACUAGCUGAAAUGGGAUAUGAAUUCACAGUCAUGAGUGCAGAUAUUGACGAGAAAGGUAUCAGAAAGGAGAAGCCAGAGGAGUUGGUCAUAGCUCUUGCUGAAGCAAAGGCUGAUUCUAUUUUAUCAAAGCUACAAACUAUCAAUAACCAAGAGAAGGAUGAAAGACCAACUAUUUUGAUUGCUGCUGACACAGCAGACGCCAUCUUACACAGACUCCCCGUUGGUGAUCACGUAAAGGAAGCUGAGCCAACAUUACUAAUUACUUCUGACCAAGUGGUGGUCUAUGAAGGUGCUGUAAGGGAAAAACCAGCCAAUGAGAAAGAAGCUCGUGAAUAUAUCAAAGGCUAUUCCGGUGGGCACGCUGCAACCGUGGGAUCUGUUCUAGUUACAAACCUUAAAACUGGAUUCAGAAAAGGGGAAUGGGACAGAGUGGAGAUAUAUUUCCAUGAAAUACCAGAUGAGGUUAUUGAGAAACUGAUUGAGGAAGGGACUGUACUACAUGUUGCUGGAGGCCUGAUUAUUGAGCACCCUUUGAUAAAGCCGUAUGUUAAACAAGUGGUAGGGACAACAGACAGUGUGAUGGGAUUGCCCAAAGCUCUCACUGAGAAACUCAUAAAGGAAGCCCUCUAGGAGCCGCAUCAUUUUGGGUUCCAUUGAUGAAGCUUAAGGCAUUCCAUAGUCUGUGUUAAGACAUUGUACUUUGCCCAAAUUGUGUUCACUGUUCUGAACUUCUGAUUAAAUCAUCCAUACCCCACUCGAUUGCGCAUUA